GGAAACGGAAGGAAGGAGCCGCUUUAUCCUCUUCCGGUUUCGUAUCAUGUGACGGCCCGGUCCCUACACAACAUGGCGGCCCCCAUGUUGCUGCGCGGGGCGGCCCCGGAAAAGCUGGGCCAUAAAAAAUACAAAGCUAUUCUGAAGAAAGAAAAACGAAAGAAAAAGAGACAAGCACUUGCCAGAUUAAGAGAUUCAGAAAUCACAGAAAAAAGUGAACCAUUGCCUGAAGAGGAGGAACUGGAAGAAGAGGAAAAACAACUUGAGGCUGAAAGGCAAAAACUACAUGAGGAAUGGUUGCUGAGAGAAGAAAAGGCUCAAGAAGACUUCAGGCUCAAGAAGGAAAAGGAAGAGGCCAUGAGAAGACUUCAGGAGGAAGAGGAGAGAAAGAUAAAAGAAGAAUGGGAAGAACAGCAAAGGAAGGAGAGAGAAGAGGAGGAGCAGAAGCAACAGGAGAAGAGAGAAAGAGAGGAAGCUGUGCAGAAGAUGCUGGAUCAAGCUGAAAGUCAGCUGGAAAAUGGCGCUACCUGGCAUAACCCAGAACCCCCAGAGAACAUAGGAACGGAGAAAGAUAGAGCUAAUUGCCCAUUUUAUAUCAAAACAGGAUCCUGCAGAUUUGGAGACAGGUGUUCCCGCAAACAUAACUACCCAACAUCUAGUCAGACGCUUCUGAUCAGAGGUAUGUUUGUUACAUUUGGAAUGGAGCAGUGUAGAAGAGAUGACUAUGAUACAGAUGCGAGUCUUGAAUACAGUGAGGAGGAAACGUACCAGCAGUUCUUAGACUUCUAUGAAGAUGUACUGCCUGAGUUCAAGAAUGUGGGAAAGGUUAUUCAAUUCAAGGUCAGCUGCAACUUUGAGCCUCACCUGCGGGGAAAUGUAUAUGUUCAGUACCAAUCGGAGCGAGACUGUCAAGAAGCCCUUACUCUAUUCAAUGGACGAUGGUAUGCAGGACGACAGCUUCAGUGUGAAUUUUGCCCAGUGACAAGGUGGAAAACUGCUAUAUGUGGUUUAUUUGAAAGACAGAAAUGCCCAAGAGGGAAACACUGCAACUUUCUUCACGUAUUCAGAAAUCCACACAAUGAGUUUUGGGAGGCCAAUAGAGACAUACAUAUUUCUCCUGAACGGACCAAUCAGUCAGCUAAAAACUCUGAAAGGAGAAACAGAACAGGCUAUCACGAGGACUAUUACAGCAAGUCAAGAAGACGGAGCAGCCCCAGCCCAGAUCAUUCUUACAAAAGAAAUGGAGAAUCAGAGAGGAAAAAAAGUAGCUACAAGAGCAAGAAAAGACGGCGGUCUAGCAGGUCAAGAAGUUGGGAACGAAGGCGGUCACAUAGUAGAGGGAAGAAGAGGAGAGGUCGUAGUCGCAGCAGAAGCCGUAGUUGUACACGUGGUCGUAGUAGAAGCCGAAGUAGAAGCUCCUCUCGGUCCAGGAGUCGGGGCAAAAAGAGGUCAAAUAGCAGAGGAAGAAGUAAUGAACCCCUCCCCAAAAAGUAAAGCCAAGUGGAAUUCAGACAAGAAUCUUAGUGCUCCCUUUUUGAAAAAUGAGUGGCGGCUUCUCCCAGUUAGAGAAACACUUUCACUGAAAUUAGGACUGUGUAUACUGUACUGAACUGCCCUUUAUUAUAGUCAAGAAAUUGAAUGCUAAGUUUGUAUUAUCCAAAACAUCUUCAGUAAGUGUGUUUUUGGCUUUAAUUCUUAGAUGAAAUAGCACUAUAGCUUAACCUGAAUAUUCAUUUAGAUGAAGUUUCUUUACAGUAAAUGUUUAAUGUGAUUAAGCUUUCAAUUACCUGCUAACUUAUUGUUUUCUGUAAAGUUGUUAAUAGCUGUAAAUAAAUGGAAUCUUGAGUACAUAUUACACUUUUUUUAAUAAAGUUUGAUGCAAAUCAAGUGA
This is a messenger RNA of Trachemys scripta elegans, 1891 nucleotides long. It is a transcript of the gene ZRSR2, whose product is annotated as zinc finger CCCH-type, RNA binding motif and serine/arginine rich 2. The transcript is spliced from 12 exons. The record is from RefSeq and is a predicted model, not a curated record. Gene Ontology annotation, biological process: mRNA splicing, via spliceosome. Lineage: Eukaryota; Metazoa; Chordata; Testudines; Emydidae. The coding region runs from base 73 to 1494 and encodes 473 amino acids. Gene Ontology annotation, cellular component: spliceosomal complex; U2AF complex. Gene Ontology annotation, molecular function: pre-mRNA 3'-splice site binding; metal ion binding.